UUGUAAAACGCUUUCUUUUCUCCUUUAUUCUUCUUCCUCUCCUUUCUCUAUUUUGGGUUGCAAACAUAACUCACAAUACAAGAAAGACGCAGCUGGUUAUGCCGUUUGCCAUGGAAGAGGCAGAAAAGCACUGCUGCUUAUCGCACGAGUUUUACAGAGCAGCAACUAAGAACCCAAAUAAGAUCGCCGUCAUACAUGCGUCCUCGUCGCCAGUCGGUGAGGCCCAGAUUGACAGCGUGUCAAUCGCCGCCGGGAAUCCUCCGGUUUACCCAGGGGACUGCCGUUUCACUUUCAAUGACGUCAUGGCGUCCGUCGGUUGCCUUACUUCUCGCCUCCGCUCCAUUCUUAAUGGCGCCAAUGACCCCAGCUUGGUCAACCCACAAUCCUUAGGAAGUAAUUCUACGAGUGGGCGGGAUGUUUCCUUGUCUUCUUCGCCGCCAAGAGGAGCUCUGAGGACUGAUCUUGGGAAUGUAUAUUGUCCAAAAAUAGUUGGGAUAUAUAUUCCACCUUCAGUGGAAUACAUAAUUUCUGUUCUUUCCGUUUUAAGGUGCGGGGAGGCUUUCUUGCCUCUGGAUCCCUCCUGGCCUAGAGAUAGGAUAUUGUCUAUCGUAUCAUCUUCAAAUGCUGCUCUUGUUAUAGCUUGUGGGUCUUCCUUUGGGAAAAGGGGUUGUGAGCCAAUUGAUAAAUCGCAUUGGCUUUUAGAGUGCUGCAGCUGCCCUGUAUUGCGCUUUUCCAUGGAGGAAACCGUUGAGCAGCAUCAAGGACCA
Molecule: messenger RNA, 767 nt
Organism: Rubroshorea leprosula
Lineage: Eukaryota; Viridiplantae; Streptophyta; Magnoliopsida; Malvales; Dipterocarpaceae
Source: the annotation of a GenBank genome assembly